Molecule: messenger RNA, 1404 nt
Organism: Maniola jurtina (meadow brown)
Lineage: Eukaryota; Metazoa; Arthropoda; Insecta; Lepidoptera; Nymphalidae
Product: segmentation polarity homeobox protein engrailed-like
Exons: 3
Coding region: 176-1261 (361 amino acids)
Biological process (GO): multicellular organism development; neuron differentiation; regulation of transcription by RNA polymerase II
Cellular component (GO): nucleus
Molecular function (GO): RNA polymerase II cis-regulatory region sequence-specific DNA binding; DNA-binding transcription factor activity, RNA polymerase II-specific
Source: RefSeq, a predicted model, not a curated record
GCCGCGAGCACAUCGCGCUGUCAAACCGGCUUUUGACAGUUUGACAGUUCGGAAAUUUGAAUUGCUAAGUGGAUUGAGACAUGUAUUCAUAUUUGAUGAUAUAGAGACGUUGUUAUCGCGUGCAUUAACAUUUAAAAGACUUUUGAGACGUGUUUCUGAAAGACAAAAGUAAAAAAUGGCGUUCGAAGACCGUUGCAGUCCAAAUCAAGCAAACAGUCCGGGUCCGGUGACUGGUAGAGUUCCUGCACCUCACUCUACUGCAGUAGAAGUAAGAAACUCAUAUCAAAGUCAAUACACUUGCACGACUAUUGACUCAAGGUUUGACAGAUCGAUGACAGUUGUCAAAGUGCAGCCAAAUUCACCACCAAUGAGUCCCGAACAUAGCCAGAAUGGCAUGGACUACCAAAACUACUUUAGACCUGAAACACCUGAUGUAAAACCUGUUAUCCAAGACAGUUUUGAAGACAAAAGGAACCGACAACCUCCACUAACCAUCCCCUUUUCAAUUAGCAACAUUUUACACCCUGAAUUUGGUUUGAAUGCAAUUCGAAAAACGAACAAAAUAGAAGGUCCCAAACACGUAGGGCCCAAUCACAGUAUUUUGUACAAACCCUAUUUAUCAAAUGAUGUGACUAAAGAGUAUUCGAAAUUCAAUUUUGAUUAUUUGAAAUCGAAAGAUGAUUUUGGUGCAUUGCCGCCGCUUGGUGGAUUAAGACAGACUGUUUCAAAUAUCGGGGAACAGAAUAUACAAAAAGAACAACCAAAGAUUAUAGAGCCACAAAAGAGGCCGGACUCGGCGAGUUCUAUAGUAUCUUCGACAUCCAGUGGAGCUUUGUCCACGUGUGGGAGCACAGAUACUAAUAGCCAGAGUGGGAAUAGCAAUCUAUGGCCUGCUUGGGUAUAUUGUACGAGAUAUAGCGAUAGGCCUAGUUCUGGUCCAAGAAGUAGAAGAAUGAAAAAGAAGUCCGUUCCAGAAGAGAAGAGACCCAGAACAGCGUUUAGCGCGGCGCAACUUGGCAGGCUAAAGCACGAGUUCGCCGAAAACCGCUACCUCACAGAAAGAAGACGUCAGGCCCUCGCUGCAGAACUUGGACUCGCUGAGGCCCAAAUCAAGAUCUGGUUCCAGAACAAGCGCGCCAAGAUCAAGAAGGCCUCAGGCCAACGCAACCCACUGGCCCUACAGCUCAUGGCACAGGGGCUGUACAACCAUAGGACUGUCACUGAGAGUGAUGAAGAGGAAGAAGAAAUCCAUGUCACGUAGCUUAAUUACAUUAUAAUUGAUAUUCUCCAUAUGCUGCAAAAAUGUUAAUUAGUGUUCUCCAUUUUAAAAACGGUUGUAUUACAUGUCAACAAUACGUAUUCUCCAUAUUUCAAAUACACCUCUUUUUGGAGCUUUUGAAAAGU